Molecule: messenger RNA, 1856 nt
Organism: Rubroshorea leprosula
Lineage: Eukaryota; Viridiplantae; Streptophyta; Magnoliopsida; Malvales; Dipterocarpaceae
Source: the annotation of a GenBank genome assembly
ACACUUACUCGGCGCAAGUUUAGGAGAUUUUGGCGACCUCACCUAAGUUCCUUCCUUAAAAUCCUUUUGUCUGAAGGUUGGAUGUCUGAAUAUUUUCGCAUCCAAGAAAAAGUUUUCGCUUUCAUUUAAAAUUUUCAUCUCGGUUAUCUACUUUGAUCUGAUUCCAGACUAGGAACUGGGAUUCAUUUCUUUGGACACCCGGGAUUGAGAUCAGAAAAGGACAAAAUGCCGUGGGCUUCCUCCUUUGUGAAUUGUGUGCGCUUGGUCGUGUUCUUUCGUGUCAUACUGUAAAUUUCAGGUGAAAUCUGAUCUGAAAGGAGUUCUUCUAGCUAUUUGGUGAGGGUGCAAUUUAUCACUGGUUUGGGGAUUGAGAAUGUAUGUUGCAGUAACCAUAAAGAGAUAUAGAGCAGUAAAGGAAGUUGGCAAGAUUAAAAUGAGCGUCGGUGUUGUUGCAUAUUACCAACGAGUGCAAGUUUGUCAGGCUGAAUAUUUCCGUCAGUUGCUUAAACCUGUUACGUAGUCUAAUAGUAAAAAGCCCUUGGUCAGUGGAAUCUGGUAUUAUCUGCCUGGUGAUUGUGUUUGUACGUAAGAAUGCAGUGACAGAACGGAACUUUGGACUGUGUUUGUUAUAUAGUUGUCAUCACAAGCUAUCAGAAGCUCCAUCCAAUUUGAAAUUGAAUAAACCAGUUCCAAAGCUGAAAAGUGAUCUCAGUGAACUUGUUGUUAAGUAGGAUAUUCAAUGCAAAGGGAUCAACAGUUUUAUCCCGAAAAGGGAAUCCCCACAUUUGCAGAUCAAGGGGGCAAUGAUUAUAUGCAUAUUCCUCCCCCAUCUGCUUCUGGUGCAGUUUUUCCUCCAUGUGCAAAGCCUUUGCCACCACUCCAUGGUGUUGAGUUUCAGCCAUCUGAGGUUUGUCCAACGAAUUUCAUUAUCUUUGAUCAGACUGAUCACAGAAGUCAAAUCAUGUUUAAUCCUUCUAUUGCACACAAAUUCAGUGCUCAUGGAUUAAAUUUCUGUGCUAAUUAUGUUGAACACACUCGUGACAUAAAAGAUGUUUAUCAUGGAGAAAAAGAAAUGUCAUCUUUUCUAAAAGAGGAUUCUGAUGAUAUUGAUGCAUUACUCAACUCAGAGGAGGAAGUAGAAGAAGAAGAGUAUAAUGAGGAAGAGGUGAGCACAGCACGGACUUGUGGACGUUAUGAAAACAAGUCUCCUGAUUCCUGCUCUACUCAUGGUUCCAAACCUAGGAGGACCAGAUCAUCUUCUACUCUGAGUUCAUAUGAUGGUGAUGGCCAGUGUGACAGUGAAAUAAAGCGACUGAAAAUGAAGAAGAUGGUAAAGGUUUUGAAGGGAAUUGUUCCUGGUGGGAAUCAGAUGGAUACUGUUGCUGUUCUUGACGAAGCUGUUAGUUAUCUCAAGUCUCUCAAGGUUGAAGCACAGAAGCUUGGAGUUGGAAAUUUGAAUUACUGAGUCAAACUAAGUUGAAUGCAUAUCAUGGUAACAAGUACCCUCUCCUUAUCUUAGAAUUUGAGUUUAUUCUCUUCUCUACUAGUUUGGUCUCUCUCACCAUUGACGUAUUUACCUUUGAGAGAUAACAGGGACGGUAUUCCAUGGUUAUAUUGGGAGUCCCAGUUAUAUUGUGAUAGUUCUGUGCAGUGCAUCGAUGGUUGUCAAAAUUUUGAAGCUCCCACGUUACCCUUGGAUGGAGAGAGAUGUAAUGGACAAAUUUAGCUUUGUAUGAUGGUUACUAAAUUCUGGUUUCCACUUUAUCUGUGUGGCCUGUUUAAAGUGUUUGAACCGAACGAUAUAAUAUGUACUUCAACUUUAUUUUGAAAGUCUUUGGCAUGACUGUUCUAUUUAA